Molecule: messenger RNA, 2454 nt
Organism: Pleurotus ostreatus (oyster mushroom)
Lineage: Eukaryota; Fungi; Basidiomycota; Agaricomycetes; Agaricales; Pleurotaceae
Gene: HRK1
Product: serine/threonine protein kinase
Exons: 2
Coding region: 1-2454 (817 amino acids)
Biological process (GO): intracellular signal transduction; protein phosphorylation
Molecular function (GO): ATP binding; protein serine/threonine kinase activity
Source: RefSeq, a predicted model, not a curated record
AUGCCACACUCCGCCGUCCACAUCGUCCCCGCCGUCCCCCAGCAGCACAAAAACGGCCCCCUCCACGACCUCAAACGCUUCCUCAACAACCACAUCCAGCAGCACAACCCCGCCUCGUCCCGCACUACCUCUCCGAGGCACAUAUCAGCGCGUCCGUCCCAGCCAGCUUCUCCAGCAGUGCUCCAGGAUUCGUACGUGCCGUUUCCCGCAGAACCUGACGACAGCUCGCCUUCAAAGCCUUCCCUGAGAGAGGGGAAGCGAUCCUUCUCUUCUCGCCGGUCGAAGUCUACGAGACCACCGGCACUUCCACAGGAUAAGCCCGGCGCUCCCUCCUCCUCCACUUCACAUUCUCCGACAGCACGCUCACCGACUUCGGCUGCACCACCACCACCCGAUAACAGCCAAGGCACUAUCUCGAAUCACCGCAAGCGGUCGACACGCUCCGCCGGUGCUACCACUCCCUCGCAUGCCAUCUAUUCGCUACAAGACGCUACCCAAGCCCAUCUCUCGAAAAAGUAUGGUAAAUGGGGCAGGGUCCUUGGCAGUGGCGCCGGAGGAACCGUUCGUCUUAUCCAAGCCAGCACCAAGAACGGCGGGUCCAUCUUCGCCGUGAAGGAGUUCAGACCGAAGCGUUCCAACGAAAGCGAAAAGGAGUACCAGAAAAAAGUCACCGCUGAAUUCUGUGUCGGUUCCACUCUUAAACAUCCCAACAUAAUAGAGACUGUGGACAUCGUCUCAGAUCAUGGUCACUACUAUGAGGUCAUGGAGUAUGCUCCCUAUGAUCUGUUUAGCGUGGUCAUGUCGGGUAGAAUGUGUCGCCCAGAGAUCUAUUGCGUCUUUCGCCAAAUCUGCGAUGGCGUCGAGUACCUCCACGAGAUGGGUCUUGCUCAUCGCGACCUCAAGCUCGAUAACUGCGUUAUGACUAAUGACAACGUCGUCAAGCUUAUUGAUUUCGGCACCGCCACCGUCUUCCACUAUCCAGGCAAGGCGCAGCAGUCAGCCACCGGCAUUGUCGGCAGCGAUCCUUAUCUCGCUCCAGAAGUGCUCUCUCAAGAUUCGUAUGACCCGAGGAAAACCGAUGUCUGGAGUGUCGCUAUCAUCUUUCUGUGCAUGACGCUGCGUCGAUUCCCUUGGAAGAUACCUGAUCCGAAGACAGAUCCCAGCUUCCGAGCCUUCGUUAAUGCCCAUCCAGACUUGUCUGUCAAGCCGCCGCCACGCAAGCGCCAGCAGUCGUCAUUGAUACCACAUGCGGUUACUCCCCCAGAAAUACCGCCAACGCCAUCACCCGUGUCUUUGCCCCCGCUGACGAUACCGCCAAAUCCUAGCACAUUAGAGGAUUUAGAGGCAUCAAGUGCGGACAAUAGCACAUCCUCUGAAACAACGUCGAUCCUCACUUCCUCUUCAUCAGAUCGUGAAACUACAUCCACUGCCAUUACCGCACCGCCUUCUCGAUCACAUUCUACGCCGCAGAAGCCUCUGUCUCCAGAGGAACUACGCAGACAGAAAGUCCGUGAAUCCUUCCAGGUUGUCCGACCCACGCAAAGUACCGCUACUUUGCCUAUUCUGGGGACCAGUAUCAGCGACUGCAACGUGCCAACGCUCCACAUCAGCGACAGCCCCACAGAAAUGGACCCAUCCGUGCUGAAGUUUGCGCGCCCAGGCAAUUCAACGGAGUCCCUUCCCCUUUCAUCCAACCCUUCGUCACCUCUCCUUGAGGGUCACCGUAUAUCCCGGGCAUAUCCCAUCAUCCGAAUGCCCACCGACUACAGCUAUUCGACUGCUGAGACCGGUAACACGAGUGAUAAUCUCGAAGAGUUGCCUACCCCACGCGUCACUGUUGCGGCUGUUGUCGUAGCUUCGUCUGUAUCGCUACCAGAUGAUCUUCCGGCGGCUGGUAUCGAGCCAUCAGCGGAGGAUAAAAAGGCCGAACCCGAAACUUCACCUGGUGCACAAGGCGAGCCCCAGACGCCUACGCCACAGCUUCCCGAACCAGAAGUCACUCCUGUGCCUGUCCCCCAGCCUCAGCCCGAGACGAAACCAGAGCCAAAGCCCAAGGCAACGCCACGAAAACGUCAGCGAACCGACAGCGUAGUGACGUUCAAUGGAGGCGGCGCUGAGUCAAUAUUCCGCUUGCUUCCACGAGAAACGAGGCCCGCUCUUCGACGCAUGCUCUUCGUCGAACCAAGCGCCCGGUGUACAUUGACGGAUCUGCUGAAGGGUAAAGGCAAGACCAGCUUCCUGCUAUGUGGGUGUCGAAAUCAUCGGACAGGCGGUGGUAGUGGUAUAGCUACUCCAGGUGGCCAUUGCGAAGACCAUGAUUGUGAUCCUGAAGAGGAGGACGACGGUGACGAAUGGUUGAAGAACAUCGAACCAUGCUCUCUACCAGGUGUACAACCUAAACAUUGUCACAUCAAGGUGCAAGUGGAGACGAAGUCGAAGCGGAGGUUCUUCUAG